CAGGGGUGGUGGGUUGGCAGGUAGAUGGUGGAGUCACUGGGGCAGUCCUGCACCAUGGCAGGGCAGCUGGCAGAGGGUGGAGUCACCUGGGCACUUCCUGUUGGCUGAUCAAGUGUGAGGAAGAGGAAGGGCUGCCUGUGGUCUAGUCAGGUGGGACCUCUGGUUAACAUUAUGUGGAUCUGUCACUCCAUGUGUGCCACCCACCUCAGUGGUCAGGGGUGGCAAGCCACCCUCUCUAUGGGUCCCAGCUCCCUCCCCGCUCUGUGGACACCAGGAUCCUUGGAACUCUCGCCCUCCUUCCUAUAACCUUCCUCUCUAGGUUCGGUUCAUGUCCUGCUCAUCCCGCUUCACUCUGGAUAUUUCAACGCAGGUUCUCUAUCUCCUGUUGGGAAUUUUGUAAAGAUGCCUUUCUGUAUGCCUUACCCGGAAUCGCUGUUGGCUUUGCCUCAAGAUGGCCAUGCUGGGUCGGGUUGGAUGGCAGUCCUUUCAUUUGAUUCUCAGGGUUCCAGGGUUAUUAUCGGUAUUUGUUUAAUUUGGUAUCUCAGGUCUUUGUUGUAGAAGGAUGCAAAAUUGUGUCUGACUAAGCUGCCAUCUUGGCUCCUUCUCCUCAAUGGCAGAUUUUUAGAAAGUAGAUCACCAGGCCUUUCUUCCAAGGUGAACUCAAACCUCCAACUUUCUGGAUUUCAGCUGAAUGCCUUAACCAUUUGCAUGAUACCAACUCAGUAAAUACUUGGUGAAGGAUUGAGUAUACAUCCACGUGCCAACCUCUGAGCUCUUUCUUUACUCUGCUUCCCUGAUGGGCCAGCUUCCCAUAAUUUCCUAACCUGCUUCCUGAGAGCCUGUCAUUCUAUUAACCAUAUGUUCAAGAAAUGCCAAAUACUUAGCAAGUUCAUUUUUUCAUUCUUCAUAAACAAAUAUAAUAAUGAAGAAAUACAGUAGCAAAAAAAUGUAGAUUAUAAUUGAUCUCAGCUAAGUAGAGUUCUUUGCAGAGUGUUGUGAUUCAUUCACACUUCUAUUUUCCUUUCUUUUAGUGGGAAUUUUUUGAGAUUAAUUUCUUACUAGGUCUCUGAAUCUUUAAUAAACCAGACAAUGAUAAGUCCAGAAUAUCACUCCUGUAAACAACUCAAAGCAGGAGCUCUGUAGAGUGUGUGAAGUUUAGCAUCAGAAAUAAUGUCAGCAGUAUUUCUUAGAGGGUUUCAUUUGGUUGAACAAGCAAUUGCAAGUUGGUUUUGUUUACCUACUGUACUAGUGCAGGACUUUGAGUGUUUUUAUGCUCACUACUAAGUUUAUAUAGGUUUCGAGUCCCAGCACAGACCUUUCAACCCUGGAACAUCUAGGCUUAAAGCUCUUACUGGUAGCUCCAGAUGCAGGCUCUUGUUUCCCUCAGUCCUUAAGUUUCUGGCUUCCACGUCCGGUGUGACCCCCACCCCCAUACCUGCGUGUCUUUGAGCCUGUAAGAGAGGGAAGUUUGAAGAUCCUAAGUACUGUAUCUGCAGAAGCUGUAAGACUUGAGGCAAUGCAUUUUAAGCGAUAUGUUAGUGAUAUGAGUCAUCCCCCCACCCCCAUUUUUAUUUAACCAGAAAUCAGUGUCCAGUAGAAUGUCUUGCAUAUACCAAAAACCAAAACCAAACCCAGUGCUGUUGAGUCGAUUCCGACUCAUAGCGACCCUAUAGGACAGAGUACAACUGCCCUAUAGAGUUUCCAAGGAGCACCUGGCAGAUUCAAACUGCUGACCCUUUAGUAGCUGUAGCGCUUAACCACUACACCACCAGGGUUUCUGUCUUGUAUGUAAUAGAUCAAAAAUACUGGAUUAUUGAUCUUCCAUAGUCCUGUAGUCCAUUGUGAUAAGCUUGCUGAUGAUAUCUCCUGUAUUUUUUUAGCAUAUGAAAUACUUUGUAUCUCUUAACACAUUUAAUGUAGUAUUCCAUUGUUUUUGUUUUGAUGGUUAUUUGUGAGUAGGGUCUUGGUUUUAUUUCCCUAAUAAACUCGUUUAUUAAAUUUGCGCAUUGGUUCUCUCAAGUGAAGGAAAAUUGCUAAUGGCUUUCUUAGGUUUAAGCUUUCUCUCAGUUUUUUUUUUAACUUUUGUCACCAGCUUUAAUUUUUGUAUAUUACACUAGUAUCCGAUUUAGCAAAAUACUCAUGCAUUUAAUAAUUUUAAGCUUCAUCUUGUUUCAUGAUAUUCCACAAAAGAGCACCAUGGUGACCAGUUGCUGCAGUAUUUGUGCAAGUUUGAGAUUUAUUUGUUGGUAUGCUGCAGCAACGCUCUAUCGUUUUGUUUGCCCCAGAGCCGAUGCUCUUAAGUCUUAAGGAAACUGAAUCCCUACUUAGUAAAGAGAACUGAGUUAGGCAGUACUGUAAUUGUGUGUUUUGGUUGCAACCUUAGAUUAGUAACUUUAAAUCACCUUGGUGCACGUGAAGCCACAGUAGGUUUAAAGUACUGCACUUGUAUUUUGGAGUUUAGAGGACUACAGAAUGAAUGUGGAUUUCUUUCUUUUUUUUUUUUUAUAAACUACUUGUAGUUGUUUGAUUCUUUUGUAUAUGGCCUAAUCCCUUUAAAGUACUCAUUAUUACUACGUAUAAAAGAUAAGUGCCUGCUUAUAAAGGUACUUCAGAGACCCAGAAAAUAAGAGAUUUGAAUUCUUGUUCUACCUCUGCCACUAGAGAGCUGUUACUUUGUGCAGGUUACUUAUACAGUCUGGCCUCUGAUCCUUCAUCUGUUGGCAGUCUCUUUCUACUCUAGAUUCCUUAGAGAAUGGUGAUAAUUGAGUUCUGAUACUAACUCAUUUAGCUUUCUUCAGUUUCUUAAGCUCUUGGGACUUACGUUGCGAGAAGGGAUCAUGUUACAGAUCUACCUUAUAGAAUGACUUGACAUGUGUGAUAGCCAUGUGGUCAACACUUGACGAAUCUGCUGCAUGUUUUAAUAACGGGUCACCUUCUUCUUCCUGUAUAAUGUUUCUUCCUAGCCUGUUUUUCUUUCCUCUGCUCUCUAGCCAGUAUGGGCUUAAAGGAUGCCAACUAAUUUAAUGUUGGCCAAAGUAAAAUGGAAAUCUGUGACACAGCCAUUAUCUGGUCCAUUAAAAAAUCAUACCAGAAUUAUGUUAUCUGCUGGUUUUUUUAGGUAGGACAACUAGUUUGUUUAUCUGCACAGAAACUCAUAGGUUCACUGCCUUGUGCUACGUAGAACAUAAAACAAAAACAAACAAAAAAGCCCAUUGACAUCAAGUCAAUUCCGACUCAUAACAACCCCAUAGGACAGAGUAGAACUGCCCCAUAGGGUUUCCAACGAGCAGCUCUUGGAUUCGAACUGCAGAUCUUUUGGUUAGUAGCCAAGCUCUUAAUUUUUGCUUCAUAAAUUGAAUAACUCAGGAGGUGAUUAAUUAUUGUGUAUAGGGCUCAACACUUUAAAAAGAAUUUCCACAAAUAUCUUCUUUACGUAUUCAAAUCUGUUAGGACAUUGAAAGUUCUUGUUUAGAAAACCAGUUUAUCUGUUUUAAUUUGUCUAACGCUUGUUUAAACUGUAUUACCUUACUAAUUUGUUUAAAUUUUUUGAAGUAAUUAUAAACUCAGAGAAAGUUGCAAAAAUAGUAGAGUCCCAUUUACUAUCGUUCACCCAGCUUUCCCCAGUGGUAACAUCUUACAUAUAUCAUUAAAAUAACUGAUUUAUAUUUUAUUACUAAAAGCAUAAUGAUUCUGUUUGAGAAUGUUCAUAUUUUUGUUCAGCUAAAAGAAUGUCGAUAUUUUUAUUUAGCUAAGAAUGGUAAUAAUUUUUCCUCAGAGGGUGUAGAAGUUUUUUUUUAAUUUUUUUUUAUAGAAGUUAGCAUGUUUAAUUUCAGUUCCUACCCUUGUUUCCUUAGGCAGCAGACAAGGGUAUGUUUCCUUUCUGCUUUUCUUACAACUAGGCAAAUGGCUCAUUAUUUUUCUCUGGGUAGGUCAGUCACAGUCCAGGAUAUAGUCAUGUAAAAUUUUAAUUAAUGUGACAUUCUUCUUAAUUUCUCUUUGCUGGACAUCUUUGUUUAAUCACUAGUACAUUUGCUUCCUGGGAUCUUUCAUUCUUAACAUAUGUAACAAUAUGAAGAAGGGAAUAUUGAGCAGUUAGUCAAGGACUGUUUGGCAAUUACCUGCCAUCACUGUGCAGAAUACGGAGGAGAUUUUGGAAAAGUAGAAGGGGCGUUUAUAGUGUAGUUGGAUAAACAGAGCAUUGUUAUGUACUGUAUAAGGUAUUUUUAGCAAAGUUUAAUCUCUCUAAGUACAUGGACACAAACAAGUAAUUGGUCUGCAAUAAACAUUUGUUGAGUUAAUGAAUGUCCUUAGAUAAGGAGCAUGUUGUUAGAAACUUAUGUAAGUUAAGAGAUUAAAUGUUUACUGUCACCCUCAGGAAUCUUAAAACAGUUCCUAUCUAGCGAUAGAAUGAUAAUACAUGUUUUAUGUAUGUCUUUAUUCUCUUUACCGUAAAAAUCCCUCGGUAACCAUAAUCAGAUUACCUUGAUUAAAGUCUCGGUCUCUUUGACUCUAAGCAUGAGCACUUUCGCCAUGACACUGCUGAUUAAAACACAGUAUUAGACAACUUAGAUCAUCAAUGCUGUAGUUAAGUAAAAAAGUAUGAAAUAAAAAUAAACCAUUAGUUAUUUUUAGACUAAUCAUUGUGUAUUGAGCUGAUUUGAUCCACUUUCUGUGACUAAAUUAUAUCAAAGGGACUAAAUUUGCUGCUGGGGAGCCCAGUUCUUCUUUUCUAAAAUGAUAACAAUGUAAAUAUCAAAUUAUAAUGUAUAUUAUUAAUUGUUGUUAGGUGCCGUCGAAUCUGUUCCAACUCAUAGCAACCCUAUGCACAACAGAACGAAACACUGCCUGGUCCUGCAACAUCCUCACAAUUGUUGCUAUGCUUGAGUUCAUUGUUGCAGCCACCGUGUCAGUCCAUCUCAUUGAGGGUCUUCCUCUUUCUGCGGGCCCUCCACUUUACCAAGUAUGAUGUCCUUCUCCAGGAACUGGUCCCUCCUGAUAACACGUCCAAAGUAUGUGAGAUGUGGUCUUGCCAUCCUUGCUUCCAAGAAACAUUCUGGUUGUACUUCUUCCAAGACGGUUUAUUAGUUCUUCUGGCAGUCCAUGGUAUGUACAACAUUGAUCACCAACACCACAAUUCAAAGGUGUCAGUACGUUUUCGGUUUUCCGUAUUCAUUGUCCAGCUUUCGCAUGCACUUGAGGUGAUUGAAAACACCAUGGCUUGGGUCAGGUGCACCUUAGUCCUCAAGGUGACAGCUUUGCUUUUCAGCACUUUAAAGAGGUCUUUUGCAGUCGAUUUGCCCAGUGCGUGUUUUGAUUUCUUGACUGCUGCUUCCGUGGGUGUUGAUUGUGGAUCCAAGUAAAAUGAAAUCCUUGGCAAUUUCAGUCUUUUCCCCUUUUAUCAUGAUGUUGCUUAUUGGUCCAGUUGUGAGGAUUUUUGUUUUCUUUAUGUUGAGGGAUAGACCGUAUCGAAGGCUGUGGUCUUUAAUCUUCAUCAGUAAGUGCUUCAAUUCCUCAUCACUUUCAGUAAGCAAGGUUGUGUCAUCUGCAUAAUGCAGGUUGUUAUAUUAGUGUUCCUUCAGUCCUGAUGCCCCGUUCUUCUUCAUAUAGUUCAGCUUCUAGGAUUAUUUGCUCAGCAUACAGAUUAAGUAGGUAUGGUGAAAGGAUACAACCCUGACUCAUACCUUUCCUGACUUUAAACCAUGUGGUAUCCCCUUGUUCUGUUUGGAUGACUGUCUGUUGAUCCAUAUACAGAUUCCUCAUGAGCACAAUUAAGUGUUCCAGAAUUCUUAUUCUCUGCAGUGUUAUCCAUAAUCUGUUAUGACCCACACGUCAAAUGCCUUUGUAUAGUCAGUAAAACACAGAUAAACAUCCUUCCAGUAUUCUCUGCUCUCAGCCAGGAUCCAUUUUACAUCAGUAAUGAUAUCCCUGGUUCCACGUCCUCUUCUGAAACCGGCCUGAAUUUCUGGCAGUUCCCUGUCGAUAUACUGCUGCAGCCGCUUUUGAAUGAUCUGCAGCAAAAUUUUGCUUGCAUGUAAUAUUAAUGAUAUUUUUUGAUAAUUUCCGCAUUUGGUAGGAUCACGUUUCUUUAGGCAUAAAUAUGGAUCUCUUCCAGUUGGCUGGCCAGGUAGCUGUCUUCCAAACUUCUUGGCAUAGAUGAGUGAGCUCUUCAGCACUGCAUCCACCUGUUGAGACAUCUCAGUUGGUAUUCCAUCCGUUCCUGGAGCCUUGUUUCUCACCUGUGCUUUCAGUGCAGCAUGGAAUUCUUCCUUCAGUACCAUCGGUUCCUGAUCACACGUUAUGUUUGCACGUUGACCAAUUGUUAUAUUAAUAAUACUAUCAGGUUUUUUUUUUCUAAAUGUUCGUAAAUACUUUACUGUGUACUGGGUAUUAUGGGAGAUAUAUAUGUGUUUAAGACAUGAACUGUUCUUGCCCUCAAUAACUUAAUAGUAUAAAGAAGGUAAGAUAAAUACACAAAUUGAAUAGUAUGUGAUGAGUUUGUCAGAUACAGAAGUGCUGUGGACACUCUUUGGGAAGAAAGUUUACUUUUGGCUGAAGUGACUAGGAGAACUCUGAGAUGUUUGAUCUGAGUAUUAGGGGAUUGAUAGAAUUUCCUUGCUGAAAGUUUGGAGAAAAUCGUGAAAUCUACCUACAUCGGAAUGAGAAGAUCAGUUGAUUUCACCAUCACUGAAUCAUAUGAGGUUUCUUAGAAAAAAAAAUUGCCUGAAUAUAAUAUUUAAGCAGUUAGGAUAAAGGUGCCCUAGUGGUGUAAUGGUUAAGCGUUUGGUUGCUAACUGAAAGGUUGGUGGUUGGAACCUAUCCAGCCACUCCUCAGGAGAGAGACCUGGCAACCUGCCUCCCAUAAAGAUUGUUGUUGUUGUAUGCUGUCCAUUUGAUUCCGACUCAUAGUGACCCUAUAAGACACAGUAGAACUGCCCCGUCGGGUUUCCAAAGCUGUGAUCUUUACGAAGCAGACAGCCACAUCUUUCUCUUACAGAGCAGCUGGUGGGUUCUAACUGCUGACCUUUCUGUUAGCAGCUGAGAGCUUAACCACUGUGCCACUAGUGCUCAACCAUAAAGAUUACAACCAGGAAAAUCCUAUGGGGCACAUGGGGUUUCUAUGAGUUGGAAUUGGCUGGACAGCACCUAACAACAAGUAAGAUAAGGAAUAAAGUAAAACACUUAGAAAAAACAUACUUUAAAAUUUUUUUUUAUUGUGCUUAUAGGUCAAAGUAUAUAGCACAAAUUAAUUUCUUGCUCAAAAAAUUAUAUACAAAUUGUUUUGUGACAUUGGUUGCAAUUCCCACAAUGUGUCAGCACUCUCCCCCUUUCCCUUUACACCCUGGGCUCCCCGUGUCCAUUCAUCUAGUUUUCCUGUCCCUUUCUACCUUCUUGUCUUUGCUUUUGGGCAGGGGUUGCACACUUGGUCUGAUGUACUUGAUUGAACUAAGAAGCACUUUCCUCUCAUGUGUGUUAUUGUUUGUUUUAUAGGACUAUCUAAUCUUUGGCUGAAAGGUGGACUUCAGGAGUGGCUUCAGUUCUGAGUUGGCAGGGUGUGCGGGGCCCAUAAUCUUGGGGAUUCCUCCAGUCUCUGUCAGACCAAUAAGUUCUGCCCUCAAUAACUUAAUAGUAUAAAGUUAUAUACUUAAUAGUAUAAAGUGAUAGUAAAUUCAAUAGUGAAUUUGAAUUUUGUUCUACAUUUGUCUCCCACUCUAUCUGGGACCCUCUAUUGUGAUCCAUGUCAGAGUGGUUAGUGGUGGUACCUGGGUACCGUCUAGUUCUUCUGGGUUCAACCUGGUGUUGGCUGGGGUUUAUGUGGUCCAUUAAUCAUUUGGGCUGAUAUUUUUCCUUAUGUCUUUGGUUUUCUCCUUUGCUCUGGACAGGAUGGGACCAAUACAUGUAUCUUAGUUGGCUGCUCACAAGCUUUUAAGACUCCAGAUGUUACUCACCAAAGUAGGAUAUAGAACAUUUUCUUUAUGAACUAUACUGUGCUAGUUGGCCUAGGUAUCCCCCAAGACCAUGGUCCCAAGCACUCAGCCCCCAUAACUUGGUCCCUCAAGGUGUUUGGAUGUGUCUAGGAAGCUUCUGUGACUUUGCCUUGAUGAAGUUGUGCUGACUUCCCCUGUAUUGUGUGUUGUCUUUCCCUUCACCAAAGUUAACACUUGUCCACUAUCUAGUUAGUGAUUUCCUCAUCCUAGCCUUCCCUCUCUUGUAACCGUCAAAGAUUGGCUUUUUUCUGUGUGUAAGCUUUUUCUUGAGUUUUUAUAAUACUGAUUUCAUACAGUAUCUGUGUUUUUGUGAUUGACAUUUCACUCAGCACGAUGCCCUCCAGAUUCACCCAUGUUGCGAGAUGUUUCACGAUUCAUCAUUGUUCUUUAUAGUGGUAUAGUAUAAAAACCAUACUUUUGUCUUGAAGACUUUGUUCUUGUUUCUAAAGCAUUUUACAAGUUCACCAUAAAAAUUGUAUUAAAUAUGACUUCUCUAAUAUCUAUCCUUUUUAUAGGUAAUUUGAUUUGUGGGAUUAAUGACAGAUAUGUUUUAUAUAUUUCAUUUAAUUUGCCAUCUCUAGAAAUAAAUUACAUGAGUUAUCUCUUUGGUUGACAUGAAAAUUGAUUAUUGCUGUUUUAUUAUUUCUUAAGUCCCAAUGUCUAACAUAUUUCUUUAUCUCUGAAUAACACAGCAUUGAAAAAAUUAUCUUGACAUCUUGGAGUUCAGCAUUGCCGGGAGGUGGCUGUUAGUGGUAGGCUUAAAGAAAAGGCUGGAGGAAGAAAGUAAAGGAAAAUGUGGGUGAAUGGCAAAAUGAUAGGGGGGAAAGGGGAGAAAGAGAGUGAGGAAUUAAGAGAGUUUAUGUGUAAUCAGGCUAGGUCCCUGGGUUGUGCAAAUGAUUUGCUCUCUGCUAUCUGAAAGGUUGACAAUUACAACCUACCCACCCGCACCAUGGAACAAAGGCCUGGUGAUCACUUCUGUAAAGAUUAUAGCCAAGAAAACUCCAUGGAGCUCAGUUCUACUCUGACAUACAUGGGAAAAGUAGAAGGGGCACUUACAGUGUAGUUAAAUAGUUAUAGAACAUUGUUACAUAUUGUAUAAGGUUUUCAGCAAAUUUUAAUCUGUAAGCACGUGCACACAGUCAUGUAAUUGGUCUUCAGUAAACAUUUGUUGAGUGAAUGAGUGAACUUAGGUAAUAAGCAUGUUGUCAAAAAUUAUGUAAGUUAAUAGCAUAAUUUUUAUAAAAAGUAUCAGAAUAAACUUGAUGGCAACUUGUUUUAUGUGAUGGGGAAUUGUUUGGCCUCUGGCCAUUCUUUGUGGCAGAUGCCAUAUUGUACCUAGUCAAAUCUGAAGAAUUUUCUGAAAGCUAGUUCUCUGUCAAACAUAUAAAAAGAGCAGAAAAUCAAAUUUUGAGUUUGCUUUGGUUUUGUAAUAUUAAUGAAAAAUGGUGUCAUAACAGUUGUUUUUGUUCUCUGCCUUCUUUUCCACAGAGACCUAGAUUAAAAUGUGAGUCACCAGAGUCAACAGAUUCAGUGAUUGCUACCUUGGGUUACCACAUGGGUUGGCGUAAGUGUUUAUACUUUAAAGACCUGUAGGGAAGCCCAUCAAGACGUGCCUGCUGCUGAAAAUGGCAUGAAGGCCACCAAAACCUGAUAAGCACUUGUGUAGUUGGGGCAGGGUAGGUAAACGUUUUGCUGCAUUGCCUUUCUGAGAUGACAACACUAGCGACCUCUGUUCGUAGGUUGGAAUGCUUAUUUUGUUUCUCUGUUUAUGGACUUUAAUGCACUCUGAGUUUUCCCAGCCUAAUACUUUAUCAGAAACAUAAUACUUUUUAACAGUUGCUGGUCAGUGUUGAAAGAUCUGAAAUGGACCUUCAUGUUCUAGCGUUUCUUCUUCUACCCUGGUUGUUGACACCCACUUAGGGAAAGGUUUAAUAGUUGCUUUGCAUAUUCUGAUAUCAUCUGACGAAGCAUCAUUCCAGAAGAGUGACAAUCUCAUUCAGCAAGCACAAUUUUAAUGGAAGAAGACUAGUUGCAUUCCAAUACCUAAUUGUUAAUUCGGUGUUAUUUAACAUCAAGCAUGACUUAGGUAGUCACAUUUGCACUGCUUUCUUGAGUUUUGUUAAAGUUUAGAAAUGCUCUUAUGUCGCAUGCCGAGUUCAUUGAUUUUGGUCUUUUUUAUUUUUGUCUCAUCCUUCUAAGUAGCAGACAUAAGUACUGUGUCUAGCAUACAGGAUUUGAGUUAGGCUCUUUCAUUCCAUCAUCUGUUAUAAUUAAGGGUUUAAUUAAAAAAACUCCUAUUUUUAUUAAAAAAUUUAAAGAUGGCACAGUGGCUAAAUUAGUAAAUAGUGCUUUACCUUAUUGGAGUUAAAACUAAGUUUAAUUAUUAUUUUCUCAUCAUAACUUUUCUUUAUGAGAGUUCAACUCAACUUUCGUUGCAAUGAAAAGAAGCAUGUGUGUGAAGUGCAAUUUAGAAAUAAGUGUAUUGGCCAAUAACUCAUUCCCAGGUGCCUGAAAAAAAAAUAUAGAAGUGCUCCUGAAAUAAAUAGAUAGUAAAGUGGAUUUUUUAAAAGAUAAUUAAAUAUUAAGCAUAGUGUUAGAUUGAGGGAAAAGUUCUAGUAAUAUAAAAUUAGAGUAGAGAGAAUAAUUGCCUGGUGUCAGGAAAAUGGAAAGGGUAAGUGUAAAUGAAAUUAAUCCACGAUGUGAGUUACAUUUUGCAUUGUGUCGAUGGAUCUGUAGUGGUUGUUUUUGGGAAAGUGGACUUUCUUAGAACGCCCAUCACACUUGGUAUUAGUCUUCCUUGGUAGUCAGCAUUCCCUAGUGACUGUAUUGUAAUGUAAGCUGAGUCUUUUUUUUUCCUUCGUUUUCUUUGUUGUGCCUUAGGUGAAAGUUUACAGAGCAAAUUAAUUUCUCACUAAAUAAUUAAAACACAUAUUGUUUUUACAUUGGUUGCCAACCCUGUGACAUGUCAGCACUCUUCCCUUCUCGAACUCAGGCUCCCCGUUCCCAUUCAUCCAGCUUUCCUGUCCCCUCCUGCCUUCUCGUUCUUGCCCCUGGGCUGGUGUGCACAUUUAGCCUGGUGUACAUGGUUGAACUACAUGUGUUAUUGUUUGUUUUAUGGGCCUGUCUAAUAUUUGGCUGAAGGGUGAACUUCAGGAGUGACCUCAGUUACCAAGUUAAAAGGGUGUUUGGGGGCCAUACUUUCGGUGUUUGUAAGCUGAGCCUUGACUCAUCUUCUGAAACCUGGAUUUCUUUCUUUUCUUUUUUUUAAAUUUAGCAAGCAUUUAUUAAAUGUCUACUUUAUGUCCUGAAAAUAUUAAGAUCAUAAGAUACCAUUCCUCCUUUCGAGAAGCUCAUCAUCCUAGCCAUUGCUAAAUGUAAUGGCAUCUGUUUUGGGGUUUCAUUGACUUUAGCUCCUAGCCACAGAAUUUGAAAUUCCUUAUUAUCUAUCACACUUAUUCUUUCUCCUGCUUUCUUGGUUUAUAUGGGGCCUAAGGUAAAUACACACACCUCCUGACUCUUGGGUUGCUUUGCGGUUUUUCUUGCACCUGAGUUAGUCCUGUUUGUGGCUUGAUCUUUAGUUAGGAACCAAAGUGUAGACAAAACCAGGUAGGGAACGACUUUAAUGAGGGGUAUAGUAUUAAUAACAAAACUACAUUUUGGAGAAAGUGAUAUGAGUCCCCCUACUUAGCACUAAAGGAAUUAGAAAUUUAUUGAGUUUCCUAAAGAAAAAUUCAGCAUUGAUCAAAAGGAAUACCCCUUGACUACCUCUAAACACUAUUUUGGGGAGCACCGUGGCACAAUGGUUAAGUGCUUGGUGCCAAACAAAAGGUUGGCAGUUCAAGACUUGGUGAUCUGCUCCGUAAAGAUUACAGUUUAGGAAACCCUAUGGGGUAGUUCUGUUCUGUUCUGUCUUAUAGGGUUAUUGUUAUCAUUUGGAAUUGACUCAACACCACACAAUAACAUACACUAUUUUGUUACUCUGGUAUAUUUUACCUGUUUUGUAUUAAAAAAAAUUGCUUUUAGAAUGCUUGAGAAUGAGAUUGUCAUUCCCAUAUGAUAUAAUGAUACUUAUAAAAUGUAAUGUAGUCUUGAUCUUUUUCCCUGUUUUUAAAAAUUAUGAUUUUUGAUGAUUAAAAAUUUUGGUAUGUAAAUGUCCAGGAAUUCUUCUUGUAAUAUGUUGUUGUGUUAAUAAUACUGUAUUACAAAGCUUCCAGCCCAUGCUGUUUAGAAAAUAAAACAGUUUCCCUUUUCUUUUUUUAAAUCCAUUUAUUUGUUUUGUUUCUAAAUUCUCAAAGUUUGCUAAACUUUGCCAUGUCUCAAGAUUUGUUAGAGCUUUGUCAUAUUUGCAAUGUGAUAGAGCAGGGCAGAGGUCAUCGUUGUACAGGACAGACUAAGAUGAGUCCACACUUAGAAAUAGUUCUGCCUGUUAGAACUGAUUUAGCCUAAAUUACAGCUACUAAGCAGAAGUUCCCUUUGGUAGGCUGUGCUAGGGUAGAACAGCCAGAUGGUAAUCUGGUUAACCCACUGUUAGUGGUAAUUCAAGAUUCAACAUGGAAUCUGGAUUAGGAAGUUUUGUGUGUGCGUGUCUGUGUGUAAAUAAGCAAAUGGGUAAAUACAUACAUACAUGAUUACAUUUGUAUUAAUGUCAAUGGUCGCCAGAUAAUUCUGUUUUUGGAUACUGGGCUCUAGAUAAUGGCAUGAUACCAGUCUUGGGAUUGGGACUGAUAAUCCAAAGGUGAGGGCCCAGUCCUAGGAAGAAACAAGGCAGUGUGACCAGACUGGAAUGUCCAAAAGGAUCAAGACAGAAGCUUAGUUUUAAUAAUUGAAGUAUAAACAGGGUUAGGACUACAGAAGGGUAGGAGUAGAAACAGGAGUGGAAAUAGAGUGGAUUUCAGGAUAAACUAGAAACCCUAGUCACCUAACCCAAAAAAAAAAAGGUGGUAUUAAUUAGCAUUAAUAGUGAUUUGAUCCUGACUCCAAAAUGUGGGCUGAAGCUGCUUAAGCACCUCCUGUCACAAGUCCAUAUGUAUGAGUUAAGUUAUAAAUAACAGGAAAAGCGAGGUACACAAGAGCAGAAACAGGCUAGGCUUGACAUUCUUUUGUAUACUGUUAAGCGACUUUUAAGGGGAAAAAUAACUUUCCAUUGUUAGUCAGUAAUAAUUUAAUCUUUCGGCACUUGUAGGCCUCACGAGAUACAGAGAACUGCUGAUGCUUCCUAGUAACACCUUAACAGGGAGCUGCUGCUAAAAUGAACAAACUAAAGCUUUGGAGUGAAUAUGUUUUCUUGCGCAAAACAGGAGGAUAUGAAAAAGCUUGUUAGGGUUCUAAUGGCACAAUUCUGAAGGCAGAAGUACCCUGUGUUAGGAGUUUAGUUUCUGAGUGAGGUAAGAAGAAGCAAGGAAAAUGUGUAAUUAUGAUAAUAUCGAUGUUAAAAUAAGAAUCCUUCACGCCUUUCAUUUACUUUCUAGAAACCAUCAUAUUAGCAUUUUUUGGUCGCAGCCAACUGACACUCACUAGCUUAAAGGGUAGGGGGAUUUAUGGGACUCAUACUGAGAACUGAAUGAUGAACUGAAAAAGUCGGACUUGAACAGAAGAAAUCAGAGGACCUCCAGGAAUCUCUUCGUCAGGGGUUUUUAUACCUUUUUUUAUACCCUUGCCAUUAGUUGUGGUUCUAAAGAUUUAGUUUCUGCGUUACCUUUUCAGUUUUUAUAUUCCAACAAGAAAGGAUUAGAUUAACUUAGUUUGGGUCUGGUGUCUAUCUCUCCCAGAGCCACGGAUACAUGGUUCUGUGAUAAAGUCAUAAUCCCAGGGGGUUCACUUCUCUAUGCUGAAGACCAUUACCAGAGAAUGGGAAAAGCAAAAGCUGGACAGUUCUCUGGAAGGUGUGUAGAACAUCUCAGCCCCUUUCCCUUUCCUUUCCCUUGACUCCCCUCUCUACUUCCAUAAAGACAGAGAUAACCCUGCCAUCCUAUCUAUCCAUGCAAUUUUACCAGUGGGAGAAAACCCAGAUGCACCCAAAGGCAGUUCAUAGGGCUACUGACUCUGGUUCCAUUGUGAUUCUUUCUUGAUAUUCUAUAACCUGUGGACUAAAUAUAAAUUUAACUCCUGCCAACUUCCAAUCUAUAUCACUAGGGGAAAGGGAGAGGAAAUAAAAAGAAAAUGUAUUUAAAAGGGGUACUUCUUACAUACCAGUGACUUGUAAGAAAAUAAGUGGUGGCUACAAUCCUUAGUUUUGCAUCUACACACAAAGCCCUGACCUGUUUGACUUCUGAUUUCAUAUUUCUAUUCCUUUCUGCUAAUAUCUUGGCUCAUCAGGGUUCUAUUCCUAGCAAACUGUUCCAAGCUUUUAUUCCUGAAAAGGAGUACCUGGAAGUUCCAGCUUGACGGAAUCAUGAUAGUCUUCCACUGACCUUAACACUGUGCAUAGUACGUGCUACCAGAAGAUAUUCCAGGAGAUUCUCCUGAGUUCUCGUAGUUUUAGGAGGUGUAGCAGCAACCCUUUCCCCUUGAAGUCAAGGGCAGUGGCCCCCAACCAGUUCCCAGUUCCGUAGCCUUCAUCUUUGCUUGUUUUCUUACUGCCGUGAGGUAAUCAAACUGACAGUUUUCUAUAGAGUAGAACAGUUAUUAUGUCUCCUAGUAAAAUAUAUAAAGUAUAAUUAUAUAAUAUAAGGUAGUAUAGGCAGUCCUUAGGAAGGAGUUCUGUUCCUAAGUCUGCCUUUUAAGUCAGGUUUAUCCAUAAGUCAAAACAGUUAGGUAUGGUUUGUAUAUAACAUCAGUUAAUCAAAUGUUUGUCUUAGCAUAUAAUAUAGCCGAAUGUCUUAGUGUGUAAUGUAGAGUGUACCUUUUUAUGCAUAAAAAACAUUAAAGAAACACUUCCAGGUACACUAAAACAUCUUUAACCUAAUAAUGCAGUAAUAAUAAUAAUGUUUUGAUGUGCUUUGCAAAGUAGCACAUGUUUGUUAUUAUGAACCAUUGUUAUGUUCCUUCUCCACAUUUGAAGAGAUACCUACAGGGCAAACGUUACCCAAAGUACUCAGAAGAGUCUGUUCUGUAAAAUCCUUUAAACCAAUUAAAUACUUUAUUGUAGACUCUGAACUAAAAAAUCUACUUGUAUUUCUGCUGGGUUUUGAACCCUCCUCAGCAGAGCCAGAGAGGGUUGGGGGCCGUGGGUAGGAUGAUGCUGGAGGCAGACUGAUCAUUCUCCCAUCACCUCCUCACGAGACCUGUCAACCCCAGCCAUGCACCAGCUAUGAAGCUGCUGCCUUGGGGUGUGAGGGAAAAAAGUGCCACUCAGGAUGUGCUAAGAGCAACCCCUGGCCCAAGAGUUGGGAAAAAGAUGUUUAGGGAAACCCGAAUCAGAAGUUCUCCAUGGACCCCUGAAAACCAUGUGGACAUUACAGAGGUCAGGAGUCUAAGACUGCCCCCCUACAGGAUGGAGGGCCCAGCGGGAUGGGGUAGGGCAAAGCUGAGUAAGGGGGUACUUCAGAGGUCUGGCUGUGUGCCUAGUGCUGUGCUCUGAGUAGUCUUACUAAGAGAACACGAGGAGCCUGCUUCCUGGCCCCUGGCUGCCACCACCUGCAGGCCAGCCUUGCAGAGCAGAGCAGCAGUGCUUGGGGCAAGCAGACGGUGGGUCUGGCCCUUUCUGAGGGAGGUGUGUGCAUGUGGGCUCUCUGCUGAAGGCUGUGGCUGGGUGCACCAUAUUGCAGGGCCCCUCCUGCUGCCAGCAGCUGCCCAAGGACCCGCUGAGGCACUUGCACACGUGGGAAAGCUUGGCCUGAGGGAGCCCAGUUACCCAAACACAGAGUCAGUUUUUUCCUGAUAGGUUUUAUGGGGUUGAUUUACAACUACAGUAAGUCGGACGUCACCUGGGGAAUGCCUGUAUAUAAAAUAUGCAAUAAUAUAUAUAAAAUAUAAUGAACAUUCUUUCUUGGGUUCCAAAACUUCUAGAUUAGUAGAUUUUAAAGUUUUUAAGUGAAGAAGCAAAAAUUUAAAACCAGGUAAAAGACACCAUCUUCACUGUCGUUGCUUGGUUCCCAUAUCCAGUGUGUUCUGGAGUUGCAGACAUCAUAUGUUGGCGUCAGAGCCUAUUUUAUAUCCUACAGGACCCUGAUUUCAGGCUUCAGCUGGGGCAGCAGCGGGCAUAUCAAGCCUCAAGAAGGCUUUACCUCCUGUUACAUAGGGUCGCUUUGAGUGGGAAUUGACUUGAUGGCACACACAGCAACAGCAACAGAAGAACAAUGGCUUCUGAAUGAGAAGCUAUUUGGUAAGAUUAGUAAGGCCCCUGGGCAUUUACCCAUGGCCACUUGAAGUAAAUUCCUGAAUCAGCCGUGUAUGAUACCUUGGAGUUAUAUGAAGCAUUCACUUAUGAACAGUGGUGCUCUCAGAGGCAAAUUCAGGAUUGCUGCCUUUCUUACAGUGAGGACCAGCCGUCACUAUUUCUGUAGUGCAGAGAGCUUGAUGUAAUUUGCCUGGUAGGAAUUAGUUGGGGGAUUCUCCUAGGUAUGGUGUCCUAUGGGAGAUGUGGGCAGAUGGGUUCCCAGUAUAGUGAUGAGUCAGUCUUAGUGAGUCCAUGCGAUUGAGCCCCUGCAUAACUGCUUUUUAUGCACCCUGUUUGUUUUGUUUGUGAGCUGAAUCACCAGACUGGCUGGGGAAGAAUUAUUACUUGAUCUAUGAUGUGUAGGUCAUCUUAGCCACCUGAUUAUUAAGAGGCUUUGUAUUUUGAUUUGUUUGCUUUGGCAGUGGAAGAUUCUGGUGAACACAGAUAUGGGACAGGAAUUUGGUUUAGACUCUGGGCCUGUUGUGAGAGGUUGAUUUGAAGUUAGCCAUUCUCUGCUUCUCCCUAUCAUUUGUUCUCUCAUCUUUCAAGUUCAUUGAUCAUGCACAAAAAAGGAAAAAAUUGUAAACUUAGCAGCCUACUAUAGAAGCAACAAUAUCUUCUAAAAGUUCUCAAAACCUAAGCAAGGUUUUUAAGCCAAGGCAUGUAACUGUAUUUUUUUAUUGUCUUGGUUGGUUUAGAUCUUUUCCCUUUUUGACUUUGUUUUAUAGUUCUUGAACUAUAAAGGUUUCAUUUAAAAAUUUGCUUUUAUUUUGCUAUAUAGAAUGCUAAUAUGUCAUAUAUUGUGUGUAUGUGUGUUAAAGAGUGUAUGUGUCUAUAGAUACAUAUACAUGUAUCAUUUGAACGUAGAAAAUGUCUGAAAAGUAGCACGUCAGACUGUUAAUAAUGACUACAUUUGGGAAAUGGGAUAGGGGAUGAGAAAACGAGUUGGUAAUGUGAUGGAGAGCAGACUUUUGUUGUUUUACUUCAAAAACUUCUCCAUGAUACAUAUAUUUUUAAUUCUACUCAGUGUGUACUUUCAUUAAUAUGAAAAUGAUUUUUGUUUCAUAUAGUUAAAGUUAGCAGAGAGAAUAUCUAGAUCAUUAAGGGCUGAUAAACAGGGCUUAUAUGAAACUCUGUGCUGUCAACAAAAUAAUAUGUAGCAGGUUUUUUGUUUUGUUUUUUGACUUUUUUUUUUUUUAGCAUAUGUAAUUUUGACAAUCAGAUGCUUAUUGAAAGCCGGUGCAUGAGUUACAGUUUUUUUGUGUAAUUAUACUUAGGUUGAGCCUCUUUGCUUUCCCCAUCAACAUAAAGUUUCCAUUUAAGGCUCACUCCAUAAUUAACAAAAGCUAUAAUAUACCGUAAUCUGAAAUAUCUGUAAUUCAGAGGUCAUGUUGUAAUAAGGAAUUGCGGGUGGGAGACCUUCAACAUGUUAUUCUUCCUUGCUAAUUUUAGGUUUCAUGUCUGGGCAUCUGAUGGGACCCAGUGCUGUGGAGGGCUCAUAACCAGGAGCAUAAGGACUUCUUUUCUAGUUUUUUGUAUGUGCCCUCAGCUUGGCUGGGGGCCACAGGGAGGCAAGAGGGAGCAAACAAUUCUUGAACUCUAUUGGGUUUAUUUUUUGUAGUGAUAUGGACAAAACAUUCUGAAACAUUUUUAGAUGUACUAUGGAUAUUGAGUAAAUGUUUUGAUGUUGGAACCAUGGUUCUUACUGAGGAAGGAAGAAUAUACAAAUAUGGAAUGGGGGAAGACUGGAAAGAAUCUUGUGGAGAUUGGAAUCUUGAAAGUCUCAGUGUGAAUUCAUUAUUUUUAAAACAAGUAUAUAUGUACACAUGUAUAUGUGUGUAUAAAUGUAUAUGUGCAUACCAUUGUACGUAUAUGCAUAUAUAUGCACAUAUAUUUCCUGGCUCUGUCCAACAAAAAAGCUAAGAAGCAAAGACAUCCCAUUAGCAGUGAACAGACCUAACUCCCAAAUCUUGAUCUCUGAUACUGUUCCUUCCACUCAUAGGUACCAGGGCUCAUCAGAGAAAUGGCUAAUUCUAGGCCUGGGCAGGGUACAUACAACAUGAGCCUGGAACAUUAUUUUAUGCCAGAAAAUAAGAAAAUGUUUAAAAAAAAAAAAAAAGGGGAGCAUGUCACAAGAAAUCUGUUGGGGCUCCUGUUGGCCAAGUCUGACAAUUUGAACACUGAAACAGGUGUAAUAAUUAUGUACCAUUAAAAAUAGGAAUUCGUUACCUGUAAUUUUAAUAAACUUAUAAAUGAAUAAAUGAAGAAAAAGGGAGGGUUCUUCCUUACAGUAGAAUGCUGAGUUCUGGGGUUGGAAAGUUUUGCAACCAUCAUAUUAAAGAUUAGAUUGGGCGAGAAUCUUAACAAAAUUUGGGGGAAAUAUCCAUGAGGAACAGGAUAUUUCCAUGGCCUUAAAGUGUCUCCCCAAAGACUGCAUUUUAGUUGCAAGGGAAAAAAUAAUAGGUUUCUAUGAGUCAGAAUCCACUCGAUGGCAGUGGGAUAUGUUGGAAAAAUCUGACAACAGUAUAGUGCAGAUGGAUACCGUGUGACUCCAUAUAGGACACCCUGAAGAGAUGCCUCAUUACCUGUGUUAUGUUCUGGCUAAGAAUGCAUAACCUGAAUCUAAUCAUGAGGAAACAUCAGACAAACCAAAAUGAGAAAGGUUCUAUUAAAAAGAAAGGGGGAGGAACUGUAUUUUUGCAAAAAUGUCAAUGUCAUAAAAGAUAAAAGCUGUGGAAUUAAAGGAGGCAAAAGAGAGCUGACCACUAAAUGCAGUACCUGACCCUAGACUAGAUCCUGUACUGAAUAGGGAAGAAAAUGAUAUAAAGGAUAUUAUUGGAUCAGUUGGAAAAAAAAAAAAUUGGAAGAUGGACCACAGAUUAGAUAAAAAUAUUGUGACAAUGUUAAAUUUACUGAAAUUAACAACUGUGCUGUGGUUAUAAAGAGAAUAUCUCUACUUUUAGGAAAUACACAUUGAAGUAAGGAGCAAAGGGCCACGAUGUACAGUUUAUCCUCAUGGAUUCAGAAAAGAGUUGUGUGUGUGUAAAGGAGACUGAGAAAGAGCACGUGAGCACAUGAUAAAGGAGUUGGAGCCCAGAUACCAAGUCUUGUGUAAAUUACCAUCAGGGGAAUGGGCCCUAUUGUGCUCACUCACUCAGAACCUGUAAUCCGAGGAAUGUCCUAAAGGUUUCUGUGCUGGCAUUGACUCCUUAGAGAAGUGUUCCUUGACCGUGCGGCCUAAACAGCAACACUGAAAAGACCUGCCAACCUCUGCUCUAGAACACACAUUCUCUAUGCCAGUUCAAGAAGCAGCCUGUACUACUGCUUACUGUGCAACCAUGCUGCAAGUAUUAGGCCAGCCAGCCAAAUGGAUGUAUCGUGCUCCACCUCCCAGCCACUUCAAGGGAUUAGAAGUGUUUAUCACCAACCAGCCAAGAUGAACAUGGUGAAAAGGAUCAUGGGACGGCCGAGGCAGGAGGAGUGCAGCCCACAAGACAACGCCUUAGGACUGAUGCACCUCCGCCGGCUCUUCACUGAGUUGUGCCAUCCUCCCCGGCACAUGACUCAGAAGGAACAAGAAGAGAAACUGUACAUGAUGCUGCCAGUGUUUAACAGGGUUUUUGGAAAUGCUCCGCCAAAUACAAUGACAGAAAAAUUUUCUGAUCUUCUGCAGUUCACAACACAAGUCUCACGACUGAUGGUGACAGAAAUUCGAAGGAGAGCAUCAAACAAAUCCACAGAAGAACAGUGUGCCCUGCCGUCCUCCAAGGAUUUCAAAGCCACAACACCUUCAGAAGCUGCAAGUCGGGCCAUAGUCCAGUUCCUGGAAAUCAAUCAGAGUGAGGAAGCCAGUCGAGGCUGGAUGCUUCUGACAACUAUUAAUUUGUUAGCCUCCUCUGGUCAGAAAACCGUGGACUGCAUGACAACGAUGUCAGUGCCUUCCACCCUGGUUAAAUGUUUGUAUCUGUUUUUUGACCUUCCACACGUGCCUGAGGCAGUUGGAGGUGCACAGAAUGAGCUACCUCUAGCAGAACGUCGAGGACUACUCCAGAAAGUUUUUGUACAGAUCUUAGUGAAACUCUGCAGUUUUGUUUCUCCGGCGGAGGAGCUGGCUCAGAAAGACGAUCUUCAGCUUUUAUUCAGUGCAAUAACCUCUUGGUGCCCUCCCUAUAACCUGCCUUGGAGGAAGAGUGCUGGAGAAGUACUUAUGACCAUAUCCCGUCAUGGUCUUAGUGUCAAUGUAGUGAAGUAUAUUCACGAAAAAGAAUGUUUAUCUACAUGUGUACAGAAUAUGCAGCAAUCAGAUGACCUGUCUCCCCUAGAAAUUGUUGAAAUGUUUGCUGGGCUUUCCUGUUUCCUCAAAGAUUCCAGUGAUGUUUCUCAAACGCUAUUGGAUGAUUUUCGGAUAUGGCAAGGAUAUAAUUUCCUUUGUGAUCUCUUGCUUAGAUUGGAACAAGCAAAAGAAGCUGAAUCCAGGGAUGCCUUGAAAGAUCUGGUCAAUCUGAUAACUUCCCUCACAACCUAUGGUGUCAGUGAACUAAAACCAGCUGGUAUUACCACAGGGGCACCCUUUUUAUUGCCUGGAUUUGCAGUGCCCCAGCCUACAGGCAAAGGUCACAGUGUGAGAAACGUCCAGGCCUUUGCAGUUCUUCAGAAUGCAUUUUUAAAAGCAAAAACCAAUUUCCUUGCCCAAAUCAUCCUUGAUGCUAUCACAAAUAUUUACAUGGCUGACAAUGCCAACUAUUUCAUCCUGGAGCCACAGCACACACUGUCACAGUUUGCAGAGAAGAUUUCUAAACUCCCAGAAGUACAAAACAAAUACUUUGAGAUGCUGGAGUUUAUUGUUUUUAGCUUAAAUUAUAUCCCUUGUAAAGAACUUAUUAGCGUUAGCAUCCUCUUAAAAUCUAGCUCUUCUUACCACUGUAGCAUUAUUGCAAUGAAAACACUUCUUAAGUUUACACGACAUGACUACAUAUUUAAAGAUGUGUUCAGGGAGGUGGGCCUUCUUGAGGUCAUGGUCAACCUUCUGCAUAAAUACGCGGCUCUCUUGAAGGAUCCAACUCAGGCACUCAGUGAACAAGGGGACUCAAGAAAUAAUAGUUCGGUUGAAGACCAAAAGCACCUGGCUUUGUUGGUUAUGGAGACCUUGACAUUGCUUCUUCAAGGAUCAAACACAAAUGCAGGAAUCUUCCGCGAGUUUGGAGGUGCGCGAUGUGCGCACAACAUAGUGAAGUACCCUCAGUGCCGGCAGCACGCCCUGAUGAUUAUCCAGCAGCUGGUGCUCUCUCCAAAUGGCGACGAUGACAUGGGCACUCUCCUGGGGCUAAUGCAUUCAGCCCCACCAACGGAACUGCAGUUGAAGACUGACAUUUUAAGGGCUCUCCUGUUAGUCCUUCGAGAAAGCCAUCGCUCAAGAACAGUUUUUAGAAAAGUUGGAGGAUUUGUGUACAUUACAUCCUUGCUUGUUGCUAUGGAACGAUCUUUGAGUUCUCCACCCAAGAAUGGCUGGGAGAAAGUAAACCAGAAUCAAGUGUUUGAACUUCUCCACACUGUGUUCUGCACGCUGACUGCAGCAAUGCGCUAUGAGCCAGCCAACUCACAUUUCUUCAAAACUGAGAUUCAGUAUGAGAAAUUGGCAGAUGCUGUUCGAUUUCUUGGCUGCUUCUCAGACUUAAGAAAAAUUAGCCCCAUGAAUGUCUUCCCCUCAAAUACACAGCCAUUUCAAAGACUUCUAGAGGAAGACGUGCUCUCUAUGGACUCAGUGUCGCCCACUUUACAGCACUGCAGUAAACUCUUUAUUUAUCUCUACAAAGUAGCCACAGAUUCUUUUGACAGUCGUGCAGAACAGAUCCCUCCUUGCCUGACAAGUGAGUCUUCUCUCCCCUCUCCUUGGGGUACACCAGCUUUGUCCAGGAAAAGGCAUGCAUAUCACUCUGUUUCAACUCCCCCUGUUUACACUCCUAAAAAUGUUGCUGACCUGAAGCUACAUGUGGCAGCUUCAUCUCUCCAGAGUUCUGACGCCGUCGUCAUCCAUCCUGGGGCCAUGCUUGCUAUCCUGGACCUCCUGGCCUCUGUUGGGUCAGUGACACAGCCAGAACAUGCUUUGGACCUUCAACUUGCUGUGGCAAAUAUUUUACAAUCCCUGGUGCACACAGAAAGAAACCAGCAAGUCAUGUGCGAAGCUGGUCUUCAUGCACGACUACUGCAGAGAUGCAGUGCCGCCCUGGCGGAUGAGGACCACGCGCUGCACCCGCCCCUCCAGCGCAUGUUUGAGCGAUUAGCCUCUCAGGCCCUGGAGCCCAUGGUGCUGAGGGAGUUUUUGCGUUUGGCAAGUCCUUUAAAUUGUGGUGCCUGGGACAAAAAACUGUUAAAACAAUAUAGGGUCCACAAACCAAGUUCACUGAGUUACGAGCCAGACAUGAGAAGUAGUAUGAUCACAUCUAUGGAAGGUCUGGGUUCCGAUAAUGUUUUCAGCUUACAUGAAGAUAACCAUUACCGAAUAAGCAAGAGCCUGGUAAAAUCUGCAGAAGGAAGUACUGUUCCCCUGACCAGGGUAAAAUGUCUGGUCUCCAUGACAACCCCACAUGACAUCAGACUUCAUGGGUCAUCAGUUACUCCUGCUUUUGUUGAAUUUGACACAUCCCUUGAAGGGUUUGGCUGCCUGUUUCUGCCCAGUUUGGCCCCUCAUAAUGCCCCUACAAAUAAUGCUGUGACAACAGGUCUUACUGAUGGGGCUGUGGUCAGCGGCAUUGGUUCCGGUGAAAGAUUUUUCCCCCCUCCCUCUGGCUUAAGCUAUUCCAGCUGGUUUUGUAUUGAACACUUUAGUUCUCCUCCAAAUAACCACCCCGUCAGACUCCUCACUGUUGUGCGCCGAGCCAAUUCUUCUGAGCAGCAUUAUGUGUGCCUUGCCAUAGUUCUGUCAGCAAAAGACCGGUCUCUGAUUGUCUCCACUAAAGAGGAACUACUGCAAAACUAUGUUGAUGAUUUUAGUGAAGAAUCCUCUUUUUACGAGAUCCUCCCGUGCUGUGCGCGCUUCCGAUGCGGAGAGCUUAUCGUUGAGGGGCAGUGGCAUCAUCUGGUUCUGGUGAUGAGCAAAGGUAUGCUGAAAAACAGCACAGCAGCCCUCUACAUUGAUGGACAGCUUGUUAACACUGUGAAGCUUCAUUAUGUUCACAGUACUCCUGGGGGUUCAGGUUCUGCAAACCCACCAGUUGUGAGCACAGUCUAUGCCUACAUGGGUACUCCACCUGCCCAACGCCAGAUUGCUUCAUUGGUUUGGCGCCUGGGACCCACACAUUUUCUUGAAGAAGUUUUACCUCCUUCAAAUGUUACCACCAUUUAUGAACUAGGACCAAAUUACGUUGGAAGCUUCCAGGCCGUCUGUAUGCCAUGUAAAGAUGCAAAAUCCGAAGGUGUGAUCCCAUCUCCUGUGUCUUUGGUACCAGAGGAAAAGGUAUCACUUGGCCUCUAUGCACUGUCUGUGUAUUCCCUAACAGUAGCGAGAAUCCGGAAAGUGUACAACAAGCUGGACAGCAAAGCCAUCGCUAAACAGUUAGGCAUCUCCUCCCAUGAGAACGCCACUCCUGUGAAGUUGAUACACAAUUCAGCAGGGCAUCUUAAUGGGCCUGCGCGGACAAUUGGAGCUACCCUGAUUGGAUACUUGGGAGUAAGAACAUUUGUCCCUAAGCCUGUUGCCACUACUUUGCAGUACAUUGGUGGAGCUGCAGCCAUCCUGGGCCUGGUGGCCAUGGCCUCUGAUGUGGAAGGGUUAUAUGCAGCGGUCAAGGCCCUGGUUUGUGUAGUCAAGAGUAACCCACUAGCCAGCAAAGAAAUGGAAAGAAUCAAGGGCUACCAGUCGCUGGCAAUGCUGCUUAAGAAGAAACGUUCCCUCCUUAACAGCCACAUCCUCCAUCUAACUUUUUCCUUGGUGGGAACUGUUGAUAGUGGACAUGAGACCUCCAUUAUUCCAAAUUCAACUGCUUUCCAGGACCUCCUUUGUGAUUUUGAAGUCUGGCUCCAUGCGCCAUAUGAGCUUCAUCUUUCUUUAUUUGAACACUUUAUUGAACUACUCACAGAGUCCAGUGAAGCUUCAAAGAAUGCCAAAUUAAUGAGGGAGUUCCAGCUAAUCCCAAAGCUGCUGCUGACUCUUCGAGAUAUGUCUUUAUCCCAGCCCACCAUUGCUGCGAUCAGUAACGUGCUGAGCUUCUUACUGCAAGGGUUUCCCAGCACCAAUGACCUGCUCAGGUUUGGACAGUUUAUUUCUUCUACUUUGCCAACUUUUGCAGUUUGUGAGAAAUUUGUAGUUAUGGAAAUCAACCAUGAAGAGAAGCUUGACACUGGGACUGAGGAGGAGUUCGGAGGUCUUGUAUCUGCUAAUCUUAUCCUUUUGAGGAACAGACUUCUAGAUAUCUUGCUAAAACUAGUUUAUACAUCUAAAGAAAAGACAAGCAUUAAUUUGCAAGCUUGCGAAGAACUGGUCAGGACACUGGGUUUUGACUGGAUUAUGAUGUUCAUGGAAGAACACUUGCAUUCCACCACAGUUACCGCAGCCAUGAGGAUUCUCGUUGUCCUGCUGAGUAAUCAGUCUAUUCUCAUCAAGUUUAAAGAAGGACUCAAUGGAGGAGGGUGGCUCGAACAGACAGAUUCUGUCUUAACUAAUAAGAUUGGAACGGUAUUAGGAUUCAAUGUGGGCCGGAGUGCCGGUGGGAGAUCAACGGUCAGGGAGAUUAACCGGGAUGCUUGUCAUUUUCCUGGUUUUCCAGUUCUUCAGUCAUUCCUUCCUAAACACACUAAUGUCCCUGCUCUCUAUUUUCUCCUCAUGGCAUUGUUUCUGCAGCAGCCAGUUAGUGAGCUGCCUGAGAACCUGCAGGUCAGUGUGCCUGUCAUCAGCGGCCGAUGUAAGCAGGGUGGCCAGUUUGAUUUAGACUCCAUUUGGACAUUUAUCUUUGGAGUUCCUGCCUCCAGUGGGACCGUGGUCUCUUCUAUACACAACGUGUGCACAGAAGCUGCUUUUUUAUUAUUGGGAAUGCUUCGCAGCAUGCUGAAUUCACCUUGGCAAUCAGAAGAAGAGGGAUCUUGGCUCCGGGAAUAUCCUGUGACCCUGAUGCAGUUCUUUAGAUACUUGUAUCACAACGUUCCAGACCUGGCCUCCAUGUGGAUGAGCCCUGACUUCCUGUGUGCAUUAGCAGCCACAGUCUUCCCCUUCAACAUUCGCCCUUACUCAGAGAUGGUGACUGAUCUUGAUGAUGAAGUGGGAUCUCCAGCUGAAGAGUUUAAAGCCUUUGUAGCAGACACAGGAAUGAACAGAAGCCAAUCAGAGUACUGCAAUGUGGGCACAAAGACAUAUCUGACCAAUCACCCAGCUAAAAAGUUUGUUUUUGACUUCAUGCGGGUUUUAAUAAUAGACAAUCUCUGUCUUACCCCAGCCAGCAAGCAAACGCCACUAAUUGAUCUCUUGUUAGAGGCUUCCCCUGAAAGAUCUACAAGAACUCAGCAGAAAGAAUUUCAGACCUACAUUUUGGAUAGCGUGAUGGACCAUUUACUUGCAGCUGAUGUGUUAUUGGGGGAAGAUGCAUCUCUGCCUAUUACCAGUGGAGGAAGCUACCAGGUAUUGGUGAACAAUGUGUUUUAUUUCACACAACGUGUGGUGGACAAGCUUUGGCAAGGCAUGUUCAACAAAGAAUCUAAACUUCUUAUAGAUUUUAUAAUUCAACUAAUCGCACAGUCAAAGCGAAGAUCCCAGGGCUUGUCACUGGAUGCAGUUUAUCACUGCCUGAAUAGGACCAUCCUGUACCAGUUCUCCCGGGCACACAAAACUGUUCCUCAGCAAGUGGCUCUCCUUGAUGCACUCAGGGUCCUCACUGUGAACAGGACCUUGAUCCUGGGGCCUGGGAACCAUGACCAGGAAUUCAUCAGCUGUCUGGCUCACUGCUUGAUUAAUCUGCACGUUGGAAGUAAUGUGGAUGGAUUUGGACUGGAAGCAGAAGCCCGGAUGACUACAUGGCACAUUAUGAUUCCCUCUGACAUUGAACCAGAUGGUGGUUAUAGCCAAGAUAUCAGCGAAGGGCGUCAGCUUCUCAUAAAAGCUGUCAACAGAGUUUGGACUGAACUGAUACAUAGUAAGAAACAAACCUUGGAGGAGCUUUUCAAAGUCACUCUACCUGUGAAUGAAAGGGGCCAUGUGGACAUAGCCGUAGCAAGGCCGCUCAUUGAAGAGGCUAGUUUGAAGUGCUGGCAGAAUCAUUUGGCCCACGAAAAGAAAUGCAUAAGUCGAGGAGAAGCUUUAGUGCCCACCACCCAAUCCAAAUUGUCCCGUGUCAGCAGUGGCUUUGGUCUUUCCAAGUUAACCGGAUCAAGACGGAAUCGGAAGGAGAGUGGUCUUAGUAAGCACAGUCUUUCCACCCAGGAGAUUUCACAGUGGAUGUUUACACAUGUUGCUGUUGUUCGUGACCUAGUCGACACACAGUAUAAGGAAUAUCAAGAGCGUCAGCAAAAUGCCCUGAAAUACGUGACAGAGGAGUGGUGUCAAAUCGAAUAUGAACUGCUGCGCGAGCGAGGCUUGUGGGGUCCGCCCAUUGGCUCCCAUCUAGACAAAUGGAUGUUGGAGAUGACGGAAGGGCCCUGCAGAAUGAGGAAAAAAAUGGUCCGAAAUGAUAUGUUUUAUAACCAUUACCCUUAUGUGCCAGAGGCGGAACAAGAGACAAAUGUGACGUCUGAGAUCCCAAGUAAACAGCCUGAGGCACCUGACGAUAUCAUUCCUCAAAAGAAACCUGCUCGAUACAGGAGAGCUGUAAGUUACGACAGUAAAGAAUACUACAUGCGACUAGCCUCUGGCAAUCCAGCCAUUGUCCAAGAUACCAUUGUGGAGAGUUCCGAAGGUGAAGCCACUCAGCAAGAACCAGAGCAUGGUGAAGACACGAUUGCUAAAGUCAAAGGUCUGGUUAAGCCCCCUUUGAAACGGUCUCGAUCUGCACCUGAUGGAGGAGAUGAGGAGAACCAAGAGCAGCUACAAGACCAGAUUGCUGAGGGCGGCUCUAUAGAAGAAGAGGAGAAAACAGACAAUGCAACCUUACUGCGCCUAUUAGAGGAAGGAGAAAAGAUCCAACACAUGUACCGCUGUGCUCGAGUCCAGGGCCUAGAUACCAGUGAGGGGCUACUUCUUUUUGGUAAAGAACAUUUUUAUGUGAUUGAUGGAUUUACAAUGACAGCGACCAGGGAAAUAAGAGAUAUUGAAACCUUACCUCCAAAUAUGCACGAGCCAAUUAUCCCUCGAGGAGCCAGGCAAGGCCCCAGCCAACUCAAGAGAACCUGCAGCAUUUUUGCAUAUGAAGAUAUAAAGGAAGUACAUAAAAGGAGAUACCUCUUGCAGCCUAUUGCCGUGGAAGUUUUCUCUGGAGAUGGACGGAAUUAUCUCCUUGCCUUCCAGAAAGGAAUUAGAAACAAAGUCUACCAAAGGUUUUUGGCUGUCGUGCCAUCUUUAACUGACAGUUCAGAGUCUGUGUCUGGACAAAGACCGAACACAAGUGUGGAGCAGGGAUCUGGGUUGCUUAGUACUUUGGUUGGAGAGAAGUCUGUAACUCAGAGAUGGGAGAGAGGUGAAAUCAGCAACUUCCAGUAUUUGAUGCACUUGAACACUUUGGCUGGCAGAUCAUAUAAUGAUCUCAUGCAGUAUCCUGUCUUUCCCUGGAUCCUUGCAGAUUACGACUCAGAGGAGGUAGAUCUUACGAAUCCCAAGACGUUUAGAAACCUGGCUAAGCCAAUGGGAGCACAGACAGAUGAACGAUUAGCUCAAUAUAAAAAGCGGUUUAAAGACUGGGAAGAUCCUAAUGGAGAAACCCCAGCCUACCACUAUGGGACCCACUAUUCAUCUGCAAUGAUUGUGGCCUCAUACCUUGUAAGAAUGGAGCCUUUCACACAGAUAUUCUUACGGCUACAGGGCGGCCACUUUGACCUGGCUGACCGGAUGUUUCACAGUGUGCGUGAGGCCUGGUAUUCAGCAUCGAAGCACAACAUGGCAGACGUGAAAGAACUGAUCCCAGAAUUUUUUUACUUACCAGAAUUCCUGUUCAAUUCCAACAACUUUGAUCUAGGCUGUAAACAAAAUGGCACCAAGCUUGGAGAUGUAAUUCUUCCACCCUGGGCAAAAGGGGACCCACGAGAAUUCAUCAGAGUCCACCGUGAGGCUUUGGAAUGUGAUUAUGUGAGUGCCCAUCUGCACGAGUGGAUUGACUUAAUCUUUGGCUAUAAACAGCAAGGCCCUGCUGCAGUAGAAGCUGUAAACGUCUUCCAUCAUCUUUUUUAUGAGGGUCAAGUGGAUAUCUACAACAUAAAUGACCCAUUAAAAGAGACAGCUACCAUUGGGUUCAUUAAUAACUUCGGUCAGAUCCCAAAACAGUUAUUUAAAAAACCUCAUCCACCAAAGCGAGUCAGGAGUCGACUAAAUGGAGACAAUGCUGGGAUCUGUCUCCCACCGGGAUCUACAAGUGACAAGAUCUUUUUCCAUCAUCUAGACAACUUGAGGCCUUCCCUCACACCUGUAAAAGAACUCAAAGAGCCUGUGGGACAAAUAGUGUGCACAGAUAAAGGCAUUCUUGCAGUAGAACAGAAUAAGGUCCUUAUCCCCCCAGCCUGGAACAAAACUUUUGCUUGGGGCUACGCAGACCUCAGCUGCAGGCUGGGAACCUAUGAGUCAGACAAGGCAAUGACAGUUUAUGAAUGUUUGUCUGAGUGGGGCCAGAUUCUCUGUGCAAUCUGCCCCAACCCCAAGCUGGUCAUCACAGGUGGAACGAGCACAGUUGUCUGUGUAUGGGAGAUGGGUACCUCAAAAGAAAAAGCUAAGACUCUCACCCUCAAACAGGCCUUGCUUGGUCACACAGAUACUGUCACCUGCGCCACAGCAUCGCUAGCCUACCACAUAAUCGUGAGUGGGUCCCGAGACCGAACCUGCAUCAUUUGGGAUUUGAACAAACUGUCCUUUCUAACCCAGCUCCGAGGCCAUCGAGCUGCUGUUUCUGCCCUCUGUAUCAAUGAACUAACAGGGGACAUUGUGUCCUGUGCUGGCACAUACAUCCACGUGUGGAGCAUUAACGGGAACCCUAUUGUGAGUGUGAACACAUUCACAGGUAGGAGCCAGCAGAUUGUCUGCUGCUGCGUGUCAGAGAUGAACGAAUGGGACACGCAGAAUGUCAUAGUCACGGGACACUCGGAUGGAGUGGUUCGGUUUUGGAGAAUGGAGUUCUUACAAGUUCCUGAAACACCAGCUCCUGAGCCUGUUGAAGUCCUAGAAAUGCAGGAAGAAUGUCCAGAAGCACAAAUAGGGCAGGAAGCCCAAGACGAAGACAGUAGCGAUUCGGAAGCAGAGGAGCAGAGUGUCAGCCAGGACCCCAAGGAGCCACCCAGCCAGCCCAGCAGCACCAUCCACAGGCCCAGGACAGCCUCCUGCCAAGCUACAGCCACCUGGUUUAUAGACAGCGUCUCUGAUGACACCAGGCGCUGGUCUGAUCAGCUCAGCCUAGAUGAGAAAGACGGCUUCAUAUUUGUGAACUACUCAGAGGGCCAGACCAGAGCCCAUCUGCAGGGUCCCCUCAACCACCCCCACUCCAAUCCUAUUGAAGUGCGGAAUUAUAGCAGAUUGAAACCUGGGUACAGGUGGGAGCGGCAGCUGGUGUUCAGGAGCAAGCUCACUAUGCACACAGCCUUUGAUCGAAAGGACAACGCACAUCCUGCUGAGAUCACCGCCUUAGGCAUCUCCAAGGAUCACAGCAGGAUCCUCGUCGGGGAUAGUCGAGGCCGAGUUUUCAGCUGGUCUGUGAGUGACCAGCCAGGCCGUUCUGCUGCUGACCACUGGGUGAAGGAUGAAGGAGGGGACAGCUGUUCGGGCUGCUCGGUGCGGUUUUCUCUCACAGAAAGACGACACCAUUGUAGGAACUGCGGUCAGCUCUUCUGCCAGAAGUGCAGUCGAUUUCAGUCAGAAAUCAAACGCUUGAAAAUCUCGUCUCCAGUGCGUGUUUGUCAGAACUGUUACUACAACUUACAGCAUGAGAGAGGUUCAGAGGAUGGGCCCCGAAAUUGUUGAAGAUUCAACAAGCCGAGUGGAGACCAUGGUCUGUAGGACCCCUUUGCAAUUCCCCUGUCCCAGCCCGCAGCUCUCGGGAGGCACUGAAGCAGUCUCCGUUUACACAUCUCUUCAUACCGUGUGUUUGAAGUGCUGAAUUCAAAGGGAUCAUUGAAGAAACGGGUGUAGAGUACAGUAACGGGGCAAACGCUAUUCAGGUGGACAGCCCAAGAAGAAUAUGAGGUGGCUCCCAGGAGCAUCAUUUUCGAUAUUCCCUUCUCCGUGUUCACGAUAGCUGUCGAGAGAGGUACGCGAAAUUCUCCCUUCCUGUCUUUUCUUGCGUCUCAUUUUUGUAGAGCAACUCAUCCUUAUUUGGAAAAGCCAACAACACCACCAACAAAAAGGCUUUUAGAAGAUGGUUGUAAAUCUGACUUCUUUGCAAGUAACUGUAUAUUGUAAAUAGAUACAAAGGCCUUUUUUUUUCUAAAUAAGGACUUAUGCCUGUAACAUGAGGCUUCAAACUAAACCACUAACUCAAUGAGCUACUUACGGUUUGUCUGACAUCUCUCAUUUACCGAUUAAUUAUAAAUAUGUUUUUUUAAAUCCUCGAAGACAUUAUCUGUGGUCUUUUUUUUCCUUUCAAACCCAGCCUGUGUGCCUGAUGUCCUUUCUUUCAAGUUGCCCGCAGUAUCUCCACUCCAACUAGGCUAGUAACCAAAAUAAAGUGGACCUUCUUUAGGAAACAGUGUGGGAGAAGAGGAUUCCAGCUGUAAGAUAACCUGGCAAUCUUUGGGCGUUUUGCACCUGGCUACACACCACCUCAGUGAUGUUCUUAUGUAAUAAGGCCCCUCUUAAACUUUAUAUGUAGACUGCUGUUUGGUCGUAGCAUACCUUUGCAUUGCAUAAAAGACGGUCAGUUGACCGACAUAGUACAGGAACCAGUCCUGCCUCAACUAAUGGAAACGUACGUGCAUGUAACCUGAAAUUAGCUCCUCUUACAUAGAACAUAGUAAGUAUGUGUCUUUGGUGACACUCAUGUUCUACUAUAGCUUAUUUUCAAAACAAAGGGUAAAAAAAGAAAAAAAGUGUACAGAAUUAACCUGUAAACCUUGUUGUAAAACUGGAUCAUGUCAGAACUGCUUAAGAUUAACCUUUAUCAUUAAUGCCAUCUACCUGAAAACAGUGAGAUUUAUACUGUAUCAAUGUCUAUAUUUCUGUUUUUGCUAUGAAUAUAAUUACAGUAUUUUAAUAUUUAGUUAUUUAAUUUGUUCUACUGGUUGGAUACAGAACACACAAAUCUGGGGGAUUAAAGCUGGUGAGGCUAAGAGAUAAGCUUAGUUUACAGGAAAAAGGCUUUGGUGGUGGGAUUUUUUUAAAUGUGUGUUAUGUACAUAUAUAUAUAAAACAAAUGAAACAAUCUAGAUUUUAACAUUUUCAGGUAUUUUAGUGAUAAUAUUAUGAACAAUUCUAAAAGCCCUGUGAUUUGAAAAAUGUAGGAUCAUUACUGGCCCGAGAAAGGAAGGACAGGCCUUCAUGCCCUCAUGGAGUAUCACACAAAGGACAGUGGCUUUGGCUUUCCCGACGUUUCAUCUUUAGGCCCUGGUGACAGGCACACUUAUGCACUAAAAUGCACAUAUAUGCACAUGCGUUCAAAAAUAGGCAUUUGGUACAAUAAUAAUCUGUACCUAAUGGGCUGAAACCAGCUUAAGAACAAAUUUGUUCUUCCUGAUAACUAGGUCUCCAAGAGAAAAUAUAAAGGCUGUAUUAGUGCCUUAUGCUUACUAAAUUUAAAUCUUUAUUUACCUAGGUUUGAGCCUACAGUCUAUGAUUACAUAUCAAAAUUGAUUAAAACACUUCCAUUUCUAAAAGUUCAAAUAUACUCGUUAAUAAAAGGAUUAUUGGCAUUAAUACUUCAACUUGAAGAAAA
Messenger RNA from Loxodonta africana (African savanna elephant), 32282 nucleotides. RefSeq names its product WD repeat and FYVE domain containing 3 (gene WDFY3). Bases 19670 to 30376 code for a protein of 3568 amino acids. The transcript is spliced from 70 exons. Lineage: Eukaryota; Metazoa; Chordata; Mammalia; Proboscidea; Elephantidae. Gene Ontology annotation, biological process: aggrephagy. The record is from RefSeq and is a predicted model, not a curated record. Gene Ontology annotation, molecular function: metal ion binding; protein binding.